AUGCUUGAGAUUGUGAUGAUUUCCGAGUGCGGCAACUUGUUGUUCAUGGUUUUUGGAGGAGCGGCUCCAACUCUCCAAGGAUGUCACGGUCAAAAUCACACUUUACUUCUUUCUCAAGAGGCCAUCUGUGAUCUCUACCAUAGUGGAUCGUGUCUACCCAUCGUCGAUCAUCAAUUCUACUCAGUCAAUGUUGAGUUCGAGCUUCUUUGCGGUGAUGCGGGCAAAGUCAAGGACAGCACAUCGUACCAGAUGGUUGGCUACUUGAUCGGGUCGCUCGUUUGGGGUCAAGUCUCUGAUGUCUUUGGAAGAAGAUGGCCAAUGUUGAUCACUUUGUUGAUCAAUGGUGUGAUCGGUGUCGGUUCGGCUUUCGCCCCGACUCUCUUCCUCUUUACCGUGCUUCGGACGCUUGUUUGCAUCGUUUUCACUGGGCAUUUAGUUAUCUCGAUGGUGUACUUCUGCGAGAUUUUCCCCUCAAAGCACCGUCUCUGGCUGGCUUUUGUGCUCAACUGGUCACCGAAUUUGAUCAUUGUUGCGGGAAUCGCUUGGUUGUGUGGUGAUUGGCGUUCGUUUUCGCUCGUCAUCAAUGCUUUGUGCUUUGUCGCUGCGGCUAUCAUGUGGUACUGCUCAGAAUCCCCUCAUUACCUCCUCCGUCGGGGUCGAGUCAACGACGCGAUGGAGGCUGUGAAAAGGAUUUAUCGGAUCGACCGAGCCGAAUUGGACGAGAAAGAACUCGAACGCGUUUUCGACAAAGAACGAGAGCAAUUGGCGUUGAUCCCGAAAGAGUCCUUCUCUUUCCCGCAUCUCUUCUGCACGUGGAAAUUAGCCGGUUACACUUGGGCCGUUUUCCUUAGCUACUUCUCCGCCUCACUCGUCAACUAUGCUCUUCUCUUCAAUAUGGAGACAAUGUCCGGAUCGGUCUAUGUCAACACAUUUUUCAUGGGACUUUUCCGUCUUUUGAUCAAUUUGUGCUCGGCUGGCGCCGAUUUGAGCUUCGAGUGGCUGGGAAGAAAGACGGCCCACAAGUUCUUCUGUCUCUACGCUGGCGGCACGCUGAUCAUCGCCCUCGUGGCUGAUCUGAUGGGAUUGAAUAACGCUUGGGAGUCGGUGAUUCGUUUCAUGCUUCUCUCAACCGCAUCGAUGGUCUGUCAAAUGUACGCCGUCGUGAGCGUCGUUUGUAAUGAGGUUUUCCCUACUCCGAUCCGAAAUGUCGCUUAUGCGAUGACACAACUCAGCGAGAGCUCGGCCACGAUUGUCGCACCGCAACUCUAUCAAUUGAGUGUUCUCGGCUCAUGGGUUCCACUCGUCGUGAUGAUCGUGCUGGUAUUUGGCGACUUUUUAUCUUUUCAUUUUGCUAUCCCGGAGUCGAAAGGAAAACCACUAGCUGAUCGAAUGCCCGAGGGAGAAGAAAGAGUUGGAGUGUUUAGAAAGAAGAGCAAAGUCUCUCCACCGGACUCAACGAUCACUUCUGGCUACUCAUCCCCGCAACACAAGCUCAGUUUUCAGCAAGCU
Molecule: messenger RNA, 1509 nt
Organism: Mesorhabditis belari
Lineage: Eukaryota; Metazoa; Nematoda; Chromadorea; Rhabditida; Rhabditidae
Source: the annotation of a GenBank genome assembly